Messenger RNA from Ambispora leptoticha, 1887 nucleotides. The record is from the annotation of a GenBank genome assembly. NCBI's taxonomy places the organism in Eukaryota, Fungi, Glomeromycota, Glomeromycetes, Archaeosporales, Ambisporaceae.
AUGGGCAAACUAAAGAAAAAAGGACAAUCCGGCGCAGCCACAAAUUAUAUCACACGUAAUCAAGCGCUCAAAAAGCUCCAAGUGACACUUGCAGAUUUUCGGCGUCUAUGCAUUCUAAAAGGUAUCUACCCACGUCAGCCAAAAAACAAAAAGAAGGCAAACAAAGGGUCAACGGCCCCCGUGACUUUCUACUACACGAAAGACAUUCAGUAUUUGUUGCACGAGCCAAUAUUAAACAAAUUCAGAGAGUAUAAGAUUUUUGCGCGGAAGCUUAGUAAGGCGUUGGGAAAACGGCAGAUUAAGGUUGCGCAAAAUUUGGAAAAAAAUAAACCGGUGUAUACUUUGGAUCAUAUCAUUAAGGAGAGAUACCCCUCAUUCAUUGACGCAUUACGAGAUCUCGAUGAUGCACUUUGCAUGCUCUUCCUAUUCUCCACUUUUCCCGCCACCAACAAAAUAAAAAACGAGACAGUGGAGAAUUGCCGGCGCUUAUCGUCCGAAUUUCAGCAUUAUGUAAUGCACACAAGAUGUUUGCGAAAGACGUUUCUAUCGAUAAAGGGCAUUUAUUAUCAGGCGGAGAUUAAAGGACAGACGAUAAAUUGGGUUGUGCCGUAUCAGUUCAGUCAACAGGUUCCAGAUGACAUAGACUUUCGCGUAAUGUUAACUUUUCUGGAAUUCUAUCAAACUCUUGUCGGAUUUGUAAAUUAUAAAUUGUUCACCGAUAUUAAUUUGUUGUACCCGCCAAAAUUCGACAAAGAAAAGGAUGAAGAAGCGGCUGGGUUGGACGCAUAUUUGAUUGAGUCUACAAAUAUUUCAGCAAAUAUACUUGAUCAAUCAAAGAAACCAGAGAAAACUGAUAAUCAUGACAACAGUAAAAAUGAAAUAAACGAUGCUAAAGAGGAAUUAACCCAGAAAAAAGAAUGGGAGAAACGCUUAAAAACGUUGGCUCAGAAAAUAACAGAAAUUAAAGCACAAGAUGUCAAAUCAGCAGCAGCUGAGACACAAACAGAUGAUUCUCAAACAGCUGAGAUCAAUGAUAAUAAAAAUCAACUGAUUGAUGAUUUUAAUGAGCAACAAAGCAAUGGGAAAUCUUCAUCAAUAGCUGAAAACCAACAAGUUACGCAGAUAACGCCCACUACUAAAUUGUUCACUUAUUACGAUAUUCAUUCAGCAUCCGUGGCUGAGUCCGAAUUCCAACAACUAUUUUCGAAAUGCAUUUUCUAUCUAUCGCGCGAAGUUCCGCGUUAUUCAUUGGAAUUUGUGAUUCGUGCUUUUGGUGGACAAGUAGGUUGGGAUCCAACUGUAGGAGGCGGCUCUCUCUUUGACGAAACCAACGAAAUUAUAACUCAUCAAGUUUGUGAUAGGCCUUCGCAAAACCAUCAAUUCCUGUCGCGUGUUUAUAUCCAACCGCAGUGGGUUUAUGAUUGUGUGAAUGCGAGAAAGUUAUUGACUACCGAACCUUAUCGACCUGGAAAAUUGCUGCCUCCUCAUUUAUCGCCGUUUGUUGAACAUAAAGAGGAAAAGGCCGAAGAUUCAUCUAACGAGUCUGAAGAGGAAACCGAAGAGAUGGUUCUAAUGAAAGAACUUGAAGCUGAAGCUAAAGGAAUACCUUUCUCCAAAUACCAACAAGAACGAAAACAACUAAAAUCAGAAACCAUCGCCACUUCAAGAAAAACAAUAAAAUCGGGUCAAAAGAGAACAAUCCAAGAAAUCGAAGCAGCCGAAGAACAAGAAAUAAAAGAAUUGGGAAAAAUUAUGAUGUCAAAGAAACAAAAGAAACUUUACACAAAAAUUGAGCACGGGCGAAAGAAACAGCAACGAAAAGUUGCUAAUCUGCAACAGAGGAAACGUGAAUUAGAUGCUGCAACUUCUAAAAAGAAGAAACGUUAA